AUGGCGAACGAAGUUUUUCAGCUGAACAUCACUCGUCUCUCUGUCGAUGAAAUUCUGGACAUGUUUCUGCAGUUGGGCGAUCUCUACGAUUCCGACUUAAUGAGGCACGAUCGGACGUAUCGGAUCGAUCAGCUACUGGCGCAAUUUUAUGGCGGUUAUUACGAUAUCACAGCCAUAAUGAAGCGUUUGACGCCAGACUGCACAAAAUUACUCCAAAGAUGCCUCUUCCACAACGAGGAAAGAACCUGCUCGGAAAUAUUCCAGUUUCGAAAAACUCAGGAUGGAUUUUGCUGCACUUUUAAUUACGCCACCAAAGGGGACGACCUGUUGUUGCGACACGGUUUCGAUCACAAGCUGGAUCCGUUGAAGGUGGAAUAUCUGGGCGAGGAUCGCGGUCUUGUGGUAUUAAUGGAUUUAUCUAUCAACGAUUACUUCUAUCCCAUUUUCCCUAUCACUGGUUGCAAGGUGAAUAUCUUCAAUCCACACGAUUACCCAGACGUGUCCAGCGGGGGCGUUAUCGAGAUCCUCGUGUCACCGACAAGGCAGGUGAAGGUGGCCGUGGAAGCAAUCGUGGCGUACAGUACGCCCAACAUUCUGGCGUACUCAUUGGAGCACCGAUACUGCGUGUUCUCCGAAGAAAUGGAGUCUGUACGGAGCUCUUAUACUUAUAGCGACUGCAUUGUCGACUGUAGGAUUGCCGACAUAUUGCGGCUCUGCAAGUGCGUGCCGUUUUUCUUGCCCAACAGAGGUGAGAAGUACAAUCUUCUAAUUAACAACUAUUUGAUUUCUUGGAUGAAUUCUUUUUAUUCCAAAAUCGUGACCGUUCCUCAAGACUUCAGGGUUGAGUCUAAGAGGGUCUGCGACUUGGACGAUGUACCCUGUUUGACGAAGCAUAAAUACAAAUGGUACUCGGUGGUGCCGAACACGGAUCUCUACGACGGCGAGAUACAGGAAUCGGACGAGGUUCUGCAUUGCAAGAACUGUUAUCCUCUCUGCAACGACGUCAACUACAACGCGAAGAUGUCCGACACUUAUUUGCCACGCGCUCAGCACACAAGUAAAAUACUGAACGGCAUGAAGUUCGAGAAUCAAAGCGUCCUGUACGUGUACUUCAGCAGCUUCGGUACCAUAAAGUUGAGGCAAGACGUGGUUUAUCGCUGGUACGAACUUCUGGGGGACGCGAGUGGCAUCGGCGGCAUCUUCCUCGGUUUCAGCCUCAUCGCCGUGGUCGAGUUCGCUUACUUUGUCGGGCUGUUCGUACUCGAGCUUUUAAAGGGGCCGGAUUCGUCGGACCGAGCCAAGGACGAGAGUGGCCGUAAACGGGCAGCGAUACAGACGAUUUAUUGGGGCGAGUUGUAUCCGAGAACGAGGCCCGGCGUGAUCGCGGACCAACGUGAUCGACGUCGCGAUAAGGAUUAA
Messenger RNA from Dufourea novaeangliae, 1419 nucleotides. RefSeq names its product sodium channel protein Nach-like. Gene Ontology annotation, molecular function: ligand-gated sodium channel activity. The transcript is spliced from 9 exons. Gene Ontology annotation, biological process: sodium ion transmembrane transport. The coding region runs from base 1 to 1419 and encodes 472 amino acids. Gene Ontology annotation, cellular component: membrane. The record is from RefSeq and is a predicted model, not a curated record. NCBI's taxonomy places the organism in Eukaryota, Metazoa, Arthropoda, Insecta, Hymenoptera, Halictidae.